Molecule: messenger RNA, 363 nt
Organism: Diatraea saccharalis (sugarcane borer)
Lineage: Eukaryota; Metazoa; Arthropoda; Insecta; Lepidoptera; Crambidae
Source: the annotation of a GenBank genome assembly
AUGCGAUGCUAUACAACAGCCGCGCCCGAGCGACCAAGUUAUGCGAAGACUGCUACAGAACAAGCGAGACCAAUGGAUCGCUUCACUCGCGAAGCUUGGAUGGGUAAUUCAUGGAUCUGCACCGCGAUCAAAGAUGCUGAUAGAGAGACUCGGUGUAGACACAUCACGAUGCGUGAUGAUCUCGCUCCCUUUCACUAUGAUGACACGCUUUACGACAGAGUUAAGGAGUACUUCGCAAUCGACUCUCUGGGAAUAAGUAAGGAGGAGCGAGUAAGUCCGAAUGACACUCGUGCAAGAGAGUUGUUCGAUACGACCACAAAAAGAGUCAACGGAAGAGAUACGACUAACGUGGUGUCGCGAUAA